Panicum hallii is the source of this 2246-nucleotide messenger RNA. Its product is annotated as MACPF domain-containing protein At1g14780-like. Gene Ontology annotation, biological process: regulation of salicylic acid mediated signaling pathway; plant-type hypersensitive response. The record is from RefSeq and is a predicted model, not a curated record. The transcript is spliced from 8 exons. Lineage: Eukaryota; Viridiplantae; Streptophyta; Magnoliopsida; Poales; Poaceae. The coding region runs from base 280 to 2127 and encodes 615 amino acids. Gene Ontology annotation, cellular component: plasma membrane.
ACAAGAACAAGCAACCUCAUUUCCAAAACAAAAAAUACGGCCAAAAAAAAAAAGAAAGAGAUCCCUGUUUGAUUGGUCUGACACCAAGAACAAAGUCCUUGACAUCCUCACAGCAUGUAAUAGCAACAUGUCGCUAGAGUUCCCAAGGCAUGCUCCUUGCUGGCACAAGCAAUGGCCUAUAUAGUCAACCAGUAGCAGGCUACCAGCAGGACAUGGCUGCGGCGCCGGCAUAGUAUCGCAGACCAGGCCAGAGAGACGCGCGAGCAGGCAAGUCGCGCGAUGGCCGUCGCGGCGGCGGAGAAGGCAGUGAGGUGCCUCGGCCGGGGCUUCGACAUGACGUGCGACACGAGGCUCAAGUACUGCAAGGACGCCGGCGGGUGCCUGGUCGAGCGGAGCGGCGUGGAGACGGCGCCGCUCGCCGUGCCGGGCGUCGGGACGGUCGGCGGCGUGCCCGUCGACGUCAAGUGCGGCAAGGGCGACCGCGUCCGGCUCAAGUCCGGCGUGCUCGAGUUCAACAAGAUGUCGGAGCUGUUCAACCAGCGGAGCUCGGUGGAGGGGAAGAUCCCGUCGGGGCUCUUCAACGCGUGCUUCGACCUGGACAGCGGCGUCUGGGCGCAGGACGCCGCCGCCACCAAAUGCCUCGCCAUGGACGGCUACUUUAUCUCCCUCUUCGACCUCCGCCUCGACCGCCGCCCGCUCGCGCUCGCCGACCACGUCCUCCGGGACGUCCCCGCCGCCUGGGACCCCGCAGCCAUCGCAAGGUUCAUCGAGAAGUACGGGACGCAUGUGGUCGUGGGGCUGAGCAUGGGCGGGCAGGACGUGGUGUACGUGAAGCAGCACAAGUCGUCGGCGCUGUCGCCGUCGGAGAUCAAGGAGCAUCUGGACAGGCUCGGCGACCAGCUCUUCACCGGGGCCUGCGCCAUGCCUCCCCUGCGCGGCAAGUCCAAAGACAAGUACAAGAUGCCGGAGGCCUUCAACGUGUUCGACGCCCAGGUAGCACAGCAGCGGCUUCAGGCAGGGAUCACCACUCUGGUAUCUUCCAGAGAGGGCGUGACCGUGAUAUAUUCCAAGAGGGGAGGCCGCACGGCGGUGGGCAGCCACUCGGAGUGGCUCCACACCGUGCCGGCGAUGCCCGACCUGAUCAACGUCAAGGCCGUGCCCAUCACCUCCCUCGUCAAGGGCGUCGCCGGCGCCGGCUACCUCUCGCACGCCAUCAACCUCUACCUCAGAUAUAAGCCUCCUGUCGCUGACCUCAAGUACUUCCUGGAUUUCCAGCAUCACAAGAUGUGGGCGCCGGUGCUCGGCGAGCUGCCCCUCGGCCCGUGCUCCAACCGGCAGGGCCCCAGCCCGGCGCUGCAUUUCAGCCCGCUGGGUUCCAAGCUCUAUGUCAGCUCAAGCCAGGUGAUUGUUCCUAAAUUGCCGGUCACUGGGAUGCGGCUGCACCUGGAAGGCAAGAAACACAACCGGUUAGCCGUCCACCUGCAGCACCUGUCGACCACCCCGACGUUCAUCGCCGCCGCGCGCCACGACAAGCCGAUGGCGUGGCGAGGGUCGGAGGCGGCCUCCGACGACCGCUUCUACGAGCCGGUCCAGUGGCGGAUGUUCGCGCGCGUGUGCACCGCGCCGGUCAAGUACGACCCUGGGUGGCGGGGCGCCGGCGACCGGGACCGGCGUGCGGCCUGGGUCGUGACGGGCGCGCGGCUCCACGUCGCGGCGCACGACGGCACCGACGUCCUGCACCUCAGCCUCAUCUACGCCGAGCUCCCCGGCUGCGCCGUCGUGCAGUCCAGGUGGGCGCACGGCGCGGCGAGGCUGUCGGGGAAGUCGAGCUUCCUGUCGGCCGUGUCCCCCGCGGGGUCUUCCGGUGGUGGCAGCGGCGGUUCGCAGAAGGACAGGCAGCAGCCGGGUAAGCCGGAGGGCGUUAACAUCGACUCCGGCGUGCUCGCCGGCGGGCCGCCUGUGCCGGUGGCCGCCCAGAAGAUGCUGAGGCUCGUGGACACCUCGCAGGUGACCAUGGGGCCGCAGGACAGCCCCGGGUACUGGCUCGUCACCGGCGCAAGGCUCGACGUCGACAACGGGAGGAUCUCUCUGCACGUUAAGUUUUCCCUGCUUGCCCCGGCUUCCUGACACGGUGUUCAUUCACCCAGAGAUUGUACAGUUUUCUGAUGCUCAAAACUAACCACUGUAAGAGCACGCAUCUUGCUUUGCCCUUUUUGUUUUGCAACCAUUCUUUCAUGUUUUAGCUA